AUGGACCUGAAGCCGCAAAAUAUUCUCAUUAGUGGAAUCGCUUUUGUCAACCUUCUGAAUGAGCUAAACUCAUUUAAAGUGUGGCGAAAUGUGGUACUCAAAGUAAUUGAUUUCGGCUUUUCUCAGCAUUUGAGCGAUGAGGAGAUUGCAACUUCUUAUCGAGGCUCGCCACUGUACAUGGCGCCGGAAAUUUUAGUUGGCCACGAAUACGACGCUCGAGUUGAUCUCUGGUCGAUUGGUAUCAUCCUCUACCAGUGUCUAUUUGGCUGUACGCCCUACCAGUUCACUUCUACGGAUGACAUAAUCACCAAGUUUAAGAGGAACCAAAUUCACAUUUCAAUUCCCACUAAACCGAAAAUCUCAGCCAAUUGUCGUGACUUACUGAAACGACUACUACAGUUUGAUCCCAAAGUACGCAUCUCCUUUGAUGCCUUUUUCAACCACCCGUUCCUUGAUCUCGAGCACAUGCCAUCGGCGGAAUCAUUUGAAAAGGCUAAAUCAAUCGCAUUAGAAGCGGUCAAAGAGGAACAGAACAAAAACUACUUAACAGCUUUUCACCUGUAUCGUGAUGCAGUCUUCUACCUAAUGCCACUGCACAAGUGGGGGGUUCCAGGACAAUUUUCAAGGGGCACAAUGCAAAAGCCACUGAUGGACGCAAUAUUGCAGUAUAUGGAGAGAGCAGAGCUACUGCAAAAAAAGUGCAACAUAAAGAGCGUCGAUCCGGAGAUGAUGACGCAGAUUCAGGACGUCUACAAUAUGAUUGACGCUGCGAGGGAGCACUCUGAAAAUGAGCUUUUUGAACAGUCAAUACAGCAAUACGACGCGGCAAUUGAGAAAGCACUGAAGAUACUAAAAAAUUCAGACUCCUCAACAAGGACAGAGUUCUUUGGCGAAAUCAACAACUGGAUAACAGAGUACGAACAUGCUAAGGAAAAGUUGAAGCCCAAGUCACCUAGUGUAGAGCCGAAGAACUUCAAAACGGGCUCUUUAAGGCACUCCAAGUCAGAAAAAAGAAACCCGGGGGAUGAUGACGAUGAAGCGGGCACUGUUCAGUUUAUCACAUCUGCAUCUACAAACACAAAACCUCGCCAAGUGAAACCCAAACGAUCCAAAUGGCGGAACAUAAUUUCAGUCAACUCUGAUUUACCAAAAGACGAGUUCGCCACUCAAGAAUCAGAUAAAUGCUAUGUCCAGUAG
Rhagoletis zephyria (snowberry fruit fly) is the source of this 1197-nucleotide messenger RNA. Lineage: Eukaryota; Metazoa; Arthropoda; Insecta; Diptera; Tephritidae. The record is from RefSeq and is a predicted model, not a curated record.